This is a messenger RNA of Archocentrus centrarchus (flier cichlid), 2535 nucleotides long. RefSeq names its product KRI1 homolog (gene kri1). NCBI's taxonomy places the organism in Eukaryota, Metazoa, Chordata, Actinopteri, Cichliformes, Cichlidae. The record is from RefSeq and is a predicted model, not a curated record. Bases 114 to 2396 code for a protein of 760 amino acids. Gene Ontology annotation, cellular component: nucleolus; 90S preribosome. The transcript has 18 exons. Gene Ontology annotation, biological process: endonucleolytic cleavage in ITS1 to separate SSU-rRNA from 5.8S rRNA and LSU-rRNA from tricistronic rRNA transcript (SSU-rRNA, 5.8S rRNA, LSU-rRNA).
AAACCACGUGUUGAAGCGUUGACACGCUUCUGUAGCAGCUGGGAUUGCUUCUCUUGGCCGAUGUAUAGUUGUGAUAUUUAAACUAAAUCAAACUCUCUCUGUAAAAACAAAACAUGUCGGGCAAGUCGCAGCUGAAGAUCAACUCUCAGUUCGCGCAGAAAUAUGAGAAAUACCGACAGAAAGAAGAGCUGCAGAGGCUGAAGGACCGGUACGGAGACCGAGCAGAUGAGAGUGAUUCGGAGUCUUCCGAGUCCAGCUCGGAUGGCAGCGAAGUGGAGCUGGACCCCGAUGUUGAGAGGGAUUUUUACAGGACAUUGUCACUACUGAAGAAGAAAGACCCGAAGAUCUAUGAGAAAGAUGUUCACUUCUACUCAGAAGAUGCAUCCAGCAGUGAUGCAAAGCCUUCCACCUCAAAAGAGAAAUCAGUGAAGCCCAUGUACCUCAAAGACUAUGAAAGAAAAGUCAUCCUGGAAAAGGAAGGAAAAUAUGAAGAUGAGGAUGACAGCGAUGAUGAGGAGGCUCUUGAGAGAAGAGAGAGAGCGGGCUCUCCCAGCUACAUGCAGGAGCAGAAGGAGCUGAAGGAAAGCUUCCGGAAGUUCAUCCAGGACAGUGACGAUGAAGGCAGCGAGGGAGAUGGCGCGUCCCAGCUGCUGACCAGGAGGAUCAAAACACAGGAGGAGAAGGAUAAGGAGGAGGCAGACUAUGUGGAGUGGCUGAAAGGCCAGGCAGAACUCGAGGGUGCGGAGGAGGUGAAGGACAUGAAAUACUUAAGAGACUACUGGAAUGACCCAGAGCUGGAUGAAAAGGAGUGUUUCCUGAGGGAUUAUGUGCUGAACAAGGGCUACCUAGAUGAUGAUGACAGUGAACGGAUCCCAACCUACGAUGAGGUGGUCCAGGAUGACGUGGAGGAUUCUGAGGAGGAGGGGGAGACGUUCUUAGAGCGCCAGGAGAACUUUGAGAGGAGCUACAACUUCCGCUUUGAAGAGCCGGAUUCUCAGGAGAUCAAGACCUACCCCCGCAACAUCGCCACCUCUGUGCGCACCAAGGACGACCGCAGGAAACGCAAAAGGGAGGAAAUAAAAGAAAGGAAGCAAAAGGAAAAAGAACAGAAGCGGGAGCAGCUGAAGCAAUUGAAGAACUUGAAGAGGAAUGAGAUUAUGGAGAAGCUGAAGAAGCUCCAGGAGCUGACUGGAAACCAGCAGCUCGCAUUCAGUCAAGUUGACCUCGAGGGAGACUUUAAUCCAAAAGAGCACGACCAGCUCAUGCAGAAAUUCUUUGGAGAUGAAUAUUAUGGAGAAGAGGAAGAGGAGAAGCCUCAGUUUGAGGAUGAUGAAGAACUGGAGGAGCACUGGAACUGGGAUACUUGGACUGGAGAGCAACGUGAGGAGGACUAUGGUGAAGAGCAUGAUGGAGAGGAAUACAAUGCCACUGAACCCCACUGUGAUGAUGAAGGCUUCAAUAUGGAUGCAGACUAUGACCCCAGCCAGCAGACAGCUUCUAAGAAGAAGAAGAAAAAGCAGAGGAAGAUGAUGAAAGAGGAUCUGCCACAAAUGGGCAAAAAAAGAAAGAGGUCUCACUUUGCAGAGGUCAUCACUAAAAGCAAACCUGUAUUUGAUCCUCAGGAGAAGACCUUCGAGCAGUACUUGGAUGAGUACUACAAACUGGACUACGAGGACGUCAUCGACGACCUCCCGUGCAGGUUUCGCUACAGGCAGGUUGUGCCCAAUGACUUUGGCCUGACCAUAGAUGAGAUUUUAAAAGCUAAUGACCAGGAGCUGAACAGCUGGUGCUCUCUGAGGAAGACGUGCAUGUUCAGGUCUGAAAAAGAAGAGCUGGGUGACCUGAAGAACUAUAAAAUCAAAGCCCAGAAUAAGAGGAAGAAGAGAGAAGUCCUGAGCUCUGUGUAUUCAGAAGACAAUGACGAUGUGACGGAGGCCAAGACCAAAGUGGGCAAGAAGCGAAGGGAUCGUCUGAAGAACGCUGAGAAGCAGAACAGAGGCGCAGAAGGCGGUAGUGCAGUCCCCACUGUGGACUCAACAGAAGAGACUCUUGUUCAGGCUCUUCAGGAGGCAGGCGAUGGCAUUGAAGAGGAGGAGGAGAUUCUGAUCCCCAAGAAAAAGAUGAAACAUAAAGGAGAACCCCAGAUCGCUGAGGAGGAGGAGGUGGCAGCAGAGAAACCAGAUGAGGUGAAAAACAGGACUGAGAGACCAAAAUGGUCUAAGAAGAAGCUCAAGCGUUCAGGUGGCCUCCUCGGGGUGAAGAUAGGUGGCCGGGAGUUCAGUAGACAGAGACUGAAGGCCUAUGGCUUGAACCCCAAGAGACUGUACUUCAGACAGCUCGGCAGACAGAAGCGAAAAGCACAGGAGAAGAAGGAGAAACAGAAAAAUAAAGCGUGAUGAAGGCUCCACUGUUUCAGAUACAGUCCUUGAUGACCAUGGUGUUAAAGUCUGGAGAAAAAUGGCAAAUGUUCCCAAUGUUUCAUUUCUGCACAGAUCUUUUUUGAUUAUAUGGUGUAAAAUAUAAUGUAUUAAAAAU